AUGGCAUCACAUAAACCCACGGUUGUCAUCGACAAUGGCACGGGCUAUACCAAAAUGGGUUACGCCGGCAAUGCCGAGCCGAGCUACAUCAUCCCGUCCACAAUCGCUGUGAGUGGCAACGACUCGAGCUCCGUGCGGAGUCGCCAGGGCAUUGACGAUCUGGAUUUCCACAUCGGCCACGACGCGCUGACGCACGCGUCGACGCACCAUGUGAAUUAUCCGAUUGCUCAGGGAAUUAUCCACAAUUGGGAUAAUAUGGAAAAGCUCUGGCAACGCUGUUUGUUCCAGCACAUGCGGUGCGAACCUGAGGAGCAUUAUAUGCUCUUGACGGAGCCGCCAUUGAACCCUCCAGAGAACCGGGAAGCUACGGCUGAGAUCAUGUUCGAGACGUUUAAUGUACCAGGGUUAUACAUUGCUGUCCAAGCUGUGUUGGCUCUCUAUGCCUCGUGGCCCAAGAUUAAAGACCCGAGUCAACGGUCGCUUACAGGCACCGUCAUUGACUCAGGAGACGGCGUGACGCACGUCAUUCCAGUGGCUGAAGGGUACGUGAUUGGUAGCUGCAUCCGUCACAUUCCCCUGGCAGGACGUGAUGUGACGCAUUUCAUCCAAAAGAUGCUGCGUGAUCGUGGUGAACUUGUGCCACCGGAAGAGUCACUGGAAGUUGCUAAGCGCGUGAAAGAAGCGCAUAGUUACGUGUGCUCGGACCUUGUCAAGGAGUUUAAAAAGUACGAUGCCAAGCCGGACAAGUUCUUUUUGAAGUACUCGGACUUGCACCCACGGACGAAGCAGCCAUGGGAGAUUGACGUGGGCUACGAACGCUUCUUAGCUCCGGAGAUUUUCUUUAACCCCGAGAUCUUUUCGACGGACUUUACGACGCCAUUGCCAAACGUCGUGGACGAAGCGAUUUUGAAGUGCCCUAUCGAUACGCGUCGUGGACUGUACAAGAACAUUGUCUUGUCGGGCGGGAGCACCAUGUUCAAGGACUUUGGCCGUCGACUGCAGCGGGACAUCAAGCGCCUUGCAGACGACCGACAGGCAGCCAAUCUGGCUCUGCAUUCCAAGUUCCAGCAGGCUCAUGCGGAAGCUCUCGAGGUGAAUGUGCUCUCGCACCGCAUGCAGCGGUUUGCCGUGUGGUUUGGUGGCAGCAUGGUCGCCUCGACUCCAGACUUUUACCGGGUUUGCCACACGAAGGCUCAGUACGAGGAAGAGGGGCCGCGUAUUGCGCGCCACAAUCCCGUCUUCAAUGUCACCAUGUAA
This is a messenger RNA of Peronospora matthiolae, 1257 nucleotides long. Lineage: Eukaryota; Oomycota; Peronosporomycetes; Peronosporales; Peronosporaceae. The record is from the annotation of a GenBank genome assembly.